Messenger RNA from Lathyrus sativus (Indian pea), 930 nucleotides. Lineage: Eukaryota; Viridiplantae; Streptophyta; Magnoliopsida; Fabales; Fabaceae. The record is from the annotation of a GenBank genome assembly.
AUGAGGCUUCAAGAAGUUGUUGAGUUUAUAAGUAGAACAAAAGCUGCUGAUCAAUAUAGAACACAGAGGUUAAGAGAAGCACUUAUUACUCUUAAAGCACUUUAUGAAACUGAGGUUGAUGAAAUGAGAUUUGAAGGGUUGUUGGAUCAGGCUUUGCUUCAUAUGCAAGAUGAGUUUGAGGCUCUUUUGCUUAAGUUAAAGCAUAGGAAGUUGGGUGAAUUUUCACACAUGCAACAUGUUGGUGAUGAGAGUGAUGAUGAUUUCAAGGUUAGCUUUGAGCUUGGAUCUGAGUUGGAAAUCGAAGUUCUGAGAAGAAUUUCAAACAUUCUUGCUGCUAAUGAUUGCUUAGAUAUUUGCAUUGACAUCUAUGUUAAGGUAAGAUAUAAAAGGGCUGCAAAAGCAUUGAUGAAGUUAAACCCUGAUUACCUAAAAACAUACACCCCAGAAGGAAUUGAUGAAAUGGAAUGGGAAAACUUGGAAACAUCAAUAACCCUUUGGACACAACAUUUUGAAGUUGCAACAAAGAAAGUUCUUUUAUCAGAAAAGAAACUUUGCGAAAGCGUUCUAGGCGAAAUCAUCGACGGACUAAUCCAUCCAGAAUGCUUCGUAAAAAUAUCGGACAAGAUCAUGGCCGUGUUCUUUCGUUUUGGAGAAGGCGUAGCCCGAAGCAACAAAGAGCCACAAAAACUGUUCAAACUAUUAGACAUGUUUGAAUCAUUGGAGAAGCUCAAACCACAUGUACUUGAAAUAUUUGAUGGAGAAUCCGGUGAAGAUAUCUGCGCGCGGUUUCGCGAGCUAGAGAAGCUAAUCAUUGAUGCAUCAAGCAAAGUUUUUUGGGAAUUUGGAUUGCAAAUAGAAGGAAACGUCGACGGGUUUUCUUCCACCUCCACAAGACGGUUCUGUUCCAAAAAUAGUAAGAUAUGCUGUUAA